This is a messenger RNA of Saccoglossus kowalevskii, 2267 nucleotides long. RefSeq names its product chloride channel protein 2-like. Lineage: Eukaryota; Metazoa; Hemichordata; Enteropneusta; Harrimaniidae. Gene Ontology annotation, cellular component: plasma membrane. The record is from RefSeq and is a predicted model, not a curated record. Gene Ontology annotation, biological process: transmembrane transport; chloride transport. Gene Ontology annotation, molecular function: voltage-gated chloride channel activity.
AUGCAUGGCCAGUAUAGAACUGACCUGGCACGGUACGCCAAAGACGAGAGCGUCAGGAUCAAAUUAGAGCAAGAAAAACUGCGACGAUUAGAAAAAGAACAUCGAAGAAAAGAAGCAGAAUUAAGAGUACACGAAGGGUCUGAGUUGCUUAUGGAUAAAUGUAAAGCUGGUAUAAAUUGGAUAAGACGAGGUGCCCACUCUAGCGUUGGAGACGAUUGGGUGUUUCUUACGUUACUUGGAGUCGUUAUGGCACUGCUGUCAUUUGCCAUCGACUACUGUGUUGCUUUGUUUCAAAAAGGUUCGGGUAUUCCACAGCUGAAAACUAUUAUUAGAGGAAUUAUUUUAAAAGAAUAUUUAUCAUUUCGUACUGCCGUGUCCAAAAUUGUAGGAUUAGGAUGCGCCCUAGGCACCAGUUUACCACUUGGCAAAGUCGGUCCGUUUGUACACAUAGCUAACAUGGUAGCCACAGUACUGAAUAGAUGGAUCUCAAAAGUAACAGGCGCUUAUGUGAACGAAUACAAAAACUACGACAUGCUGGUCGCCGCAUGUGCAGUUGGCGUAGCAUGCACUUUCUCUGCGCCGAUAGGGGGCGUCCUAUUCAGUAUUGAAGUCACAACGUCGUAUUUCGCUGUCCGGAAUUAUUUUCGCGGAUUCUUCUCUGCUACAUGUGCUGCACUGAUGUUUCGAUUAUUGGCUGUAUGGAGCGAAAACGAAGAAACCAUCGUGGCUCUCUACAAUACUUCAUUUCGUUUGGAUAUUCCAUACGACGUAACAGAAAUAUUUGUCUUUGCACUCAUAGGGGUAUUUACCGGCUUUGGUGGCGCUCUCUUCGUCUACAUGCACAGAAAAACAGUAGAAUUUAAUAGAAGACCAACAAUCGUCAAAAGAUUUCUUCAAAAAAACCGUUUUAUUUACCCCGCUAUUGUCACUAUUAUUUUGUCCACUUUGACCUUUCCUCUUGGAUUCGGACAAUUCAUGGCCGGAGAGUUCUGGAUGACUGUCGUAGCUAUCACUAUGCCAAUAGCCUGCGGCGUAUUCAUGCCAAUAUUCAUCGUUGGAGCUGCAUUUGGACGGCUCAUAGGGGAGUCCAUGGCUGCCUGGUUCCCCGAGGGUAUAUGGCAAGGUGGUAGGGUCUAUCCCAUCAUACCAGGCGGUUAUGCUGUAGUGGGCGCCGCUGCUCUGUCUGGGGGCGUUACUCACACCGUAUCUACAGCUGUAAUAGUAGCCGAACUAUCAGGCCAAAUAACUCAUAUAUUGCCGGUGAUGGUUGCAGUAUUAAUUGCCAACGCAAUUGCACUUUUGUUACAACCAUCCAUAUACGAUAGUCUUAUACAGAUAAACAAAUUGCCGUAUCUUCCCGAUAUUCCAACGGGAGAAGCAAGAACGCAUCAUAUAUUCGCCGAGGACAUAAUGACGCGGGAUCUCGACUACGUCGCUUAUGACGUCACGUAUAUGGAUUUGAGAGUGAUACUUGCCAACACAUAUCAUAGAACAUAUCCAUUAGUAGCCAAUCAGGAGUCCAUGACACUAUAUGGUAUCGUUGACCGAUCCGAGUUGGAGUACAUGUUGGACAAACACACCGGCAGGCAGGCGAGGCUCGAGGAAGCGAGUAGGCGGGCGCUUGGAUCGGAUGAGCUCAAUCAGAACGUACCCUCCAACGGGGACAAAAAGAACGACUUCACACAAGUCAACGUAGAGUUUGACCCCGACAUAGGAAAACCACAGAACCAAGCACCAAGUACAACGAGGUCUAAAACCGACACACUAUCACCACUAAUGCCCAAAAAAUUGGAAUUUUCGAUAGGAGAGAGUCAGAGCAGUCUGGCAUCUGAUUUACGGGACAUGGUAGUGGACAUGAAUCCCAGGGAGCAACUACAAUGGGAAAGUGACAGAGUGCAGGAAGUUGUGAAUUUCGAUAAUUGUCAUAUAGACCCAGCUCCGUUACAGAUCGUAGAAAAGAGUUCCUUACAUAAGAUUCAUACUCUCUUCAAUCUGUUGAGUGUAAACAAGGCAUAUGUCACCAGCAUGGGAAGACUAGUUGGGAUUGUAUCACUGGAUGAGGUCCGAACUGCGAUCGUAGGUUCUGGUAUAUAUGACGGCAGCGAUUCAGAGGACGAUGACACGUUUUACGACUCAUACGAAGACAGUGAUGAAGGUGUGGAGAUGGUGGAGAGUAUAAAUUGUGAUCGUGAUCUUGAUACGUCAAAACAGUCGUGACGAGCAUCAUCCUGUGUUGUUCAAGACACAUAUUUGAGCUAGUGAAUCAU